This is a messenger RNA of Durotheca rogersii, 1697 nucleotides long. RefSeq lists its product as uncharacterized. The transcript has a single exon. The record is from RefSeq and is a predicted model, not a curated record. Lineage: Eukaryota; Fungi; Ascomycota; Sordariomycetes; Xylariales; Xylariaceae. The coding region runs from base 662 to 1567 and encodes 301 amino acids.
ACCUAAUAUUGCUAUAAACGCUUAUGACGCUGGUAAUGAACCGGUCGCUGUUGCAAGACGCUACGCCUCGUUGAGCCAGGGAGGCGUGAUAUGCGUGCGGGUUAUCGCUGGUGUAGGACAUCAAGGUUCGCUCAUAGCCUCCCUACGAGUACGCAUCGCAUCCCCAGACCUAAUCCUUAAAUAUAAUCGCUAAUAUCGACUCCUUAAACCCCUAGAAGCAAAUCGUGAUUCCUAAGCGGAUAUCGUAUGGCUGUCGACUUUGCAAACAAGCGCUAUAGCAUCAUGGGGGUAUCGAACUCUGUGCGACUCGCUCCGGUCAUCUUCGUUGGCGGCUGUAUCGACAGCGGCCUGCAGUUCCUCCCAUGGCUUACCAAGCCCCUUCCUUAUCUCCAUGUCGAGACGAGCAAGUUCUACGGCGACGUUGCGCCUCGGCUCUAGAAACUCCCUCAAGCAUAAUGCCGCACCGGUGACUAGUUCGCUAGAUUGGCCCUCCGCGCCCUUCUCGAGCGCCAUAGCGAUGAGCUUCGAGUCGCGCGAGAAAGCGGAACGGUCGGGGCCUUCGACCCCAUCCAGGUACCCGAGCAGAUGAAAGAUGCCUGGGAGCUCCCCCUUGCGAACUGAACCACGCUUUCGAAGAUCGUAGGCCGUGCCGGACAACUCAAUGAUAAUACUCAGAAGCGCGUACACCACAGAGUCAAGAGUAUGCCACCACUUAUCGAUGCUAGUCGCCAUAUCAUCGGCCACUAGUGUGUGUUGUGCCAUCCUCAGGGGCAAGGGCAGACGGUGCUCGACGACGAACUUAUCGAUGAUCGAUUUAAGGCGGAACGCACAGUCGUUUGCCGGCGUGGUCUUGGGAGACUGGCUGCUUUCCUUCUCGUCGGCGUCAGCAAGGUGUAUCAUGCCGCACUCGUCGACGCGGAAGGUAUCGCUGGACACGAGUCCUCGGUUGACGGCGGCGCUGAUGGUGGUCAGAUUGUGCGUCCGGAGGCCGCAUCCGGAGGCCUUUGGACUGUUAUGCAUGUUGUCCACCGUGGUAGCAGGGAAGCUCCGUGGUUUGGGGAGAGGGGAGGUAGGAAUUUUGCUUCGUUCGUACAACGAAAGGCGUGUAGAGUUGGGGUUGGAUUGCCUAUCGCCUACUUAUAAAGUCCGAUGGGGGCUGGGAGUGAGAUGGAUGAGGAAGGUCGGGAACCGGUUAAAACAGCAAGCAAAUUACAUGGAGGUAUUUAAAUGCUUUUUUUGUAGCUGCAGGUGCUGCCGUACACAGACACCCGCAUGCGUGCUGCGUGUUUCUCGGGUCACUGCGUCGAAGGCGAGGAGUCAUCCCCGGAGGAGAGGAGGUUACAUAUUUCGGUUCAUCCAGGAAUUGUACUGUCGUAUUAUCGAGGGAACAAACGAGUGUGAGUUAUUGAAUCUCUCCCCCCCCCAAGUGUGUGUCAUUGUCUGCUUAUUGUCUGUGGCCUACUCGAGCUUGACCCAGAACUUUGCCUUGGUUUCAUCACAACCAUCACAACCACUUUACCUCUUGUGGACUCGUAAGCUUGCACAAGAGGGCUUCUCUACACAGUAAUUAUCCAUAUCGGUGUAUUCCGGUUAACACGUACUAUGGGGGCACCGAGAGCCCAAAUGAAUCCCCCUCCCCACCCCCAGUCUAUCUCUAGUUGUUCUUUUCCUACACAACAAGAGCAACGUUACGGACG